AUGAAUCCUGCUCUCCGGGGCAGAGAGCCAGCGCUGUGUGCUUCCAUAAACCCUGCCGAGCCCGAACUCCCACCAGACCGAGGACGGGAGGUGCUGCGGGCGGCCGGGCCGGGGCAGCAGCACCGCUUGGCGGCUGCAGGGGCGGCGGUGCCGAUUAAUUCAAAUGCCUCCCUAACUGUGUCUUUGGCACAGACUCCUUACUGCAAGAAGCACAGAUACGAUCCCCAGAAUCCCCUGUGUGCCCACAUAAUCUUCUGUGGGAGUAUUGUAAAGGUGAAUGAUUCAGAAGCAGGCAUAGCAAAAAAGGCAUUAUUCAGUCGCCACCCUGAAAUGGAAAGCUGGCCUAAGGAUCAUAACUGGUUCUUUGCCAAAUUCAACAUCACCAAUAUCUGGGUCCUGGACUACUUUGGUGGAUUGAAAAUUGUGACACCAGAAGAAUAUUACAGCGUCAAGCCUUAG
Chaetura pelagica (chimney swift) is the source of this 459-nucleotide messenger RNA. It is a transcript of the gene CREG1, whose product is annotated as cellular repressor of E1A-stimulated genes 1. The transcript is spliced from 3 exons. Lineage: Eukaryota; Metazoa; Chordata; Aves; Apodiformes; Apodidae. The record is from RefSeq and is a predicted model, not a curated record. Bases 1 to 459 code for a protein of 152 amino acids.